GCUUUUGUUUGCAAAGAAACAAACAGAAAAUGGAAACGGCGACAACGAAAAUAACGAAAACAAAAACAAAAACAAGAUUAACAUAGGCCGGUUCUUCUUCUUCUUCUUCUUCUUUCGCUGCUGCUUCUCCUUCUUUGUCUAAACAAUAGCAUCUUUACACACGGAAGAAGAAGAUUCUGUGUUUCUUUGUUUUUCUUUCUUCAAUCUCGAUCUUCCACUGUUAUUCAUAUUAUUUUUUAAUAUAUUAUUAUAUUCGUAAAAGAACUGAAGAGCACAGCUAAGAGAGAGACAAAGAAAGGGACUUGAGAGAAGGAAAAAAAUCAUUUUCUUAUCAUCCUUUUGAAUCUCUUCCAUGGAGCAGCUUGUCAACUUUAUAAUUCGGCCACCCAGAGCUGAAUACCAUCCAGACCAUGAUUUGUUGGAUCAAGAGUUCAUGCUGAAAGGGAAGUGGUACCAAAGAAAGGAUGUAGAGGUUAAAAACAGUCGAGGGGAUGUUCUAAAAUGUAGUCACUAUGUGCCAAUUGUUAGUCCUGAAGGAAAGCCUCUACCCUGUGUUAUUUACUGUCAUGGAAACAGUGGUUGCAGGGCUGAUGCUAGUGAAGCUGCUAUAAUAUUGCUGCCUUCAAAUAUUUCAGUUUUCACCCUUGAUUUCUCAGGAUCUGGACUCUCUGGAGGAGAACAUGUCACUUUAGGGUGGAAUGAAAAGGAUGAUCUGAAAGCCGCGGUAGAUUUUUUGCGGGCAGAUGGAAAUGUCUCUUUAAUUGGCUUGUGGGGUCGUUCAAUGGGUGCUGUCACUAGGUUUUCUUCAUGCACUUUUACCUUCCUCUAAGCUGGCAUAUACUAA
Pistacia vera is the source of this 844-nucleotide messenger RNA. RefSeq lists its product as uncharacterized. NCBI's taxonomy places the organism in Eukaryota, Viridiplantae, Streptophyta, Magnoliopsida, Sapindales, Anacardiaceae. Bases 353 to 829 code for a protein of 158 amino acids. The transcript is spliced from 5 exons. The record is from RefSeq and is a predicted model, not a curated record.